CGGAAAAUCACACAGAUCCUACAAAUAUUCUAACAACUUACCAUCGAGUUUAACCCGAAUAAGCACCACAAUGGAGACUAUCAAGAACACUGUCAACUACGUCACCGAGUCCAUCCAGGGCGCCGGCGCGACAGCCUCGAAGGAGGUGAACAAAGACGUCGCCAAGGACAAUAACGCCGACCUGACUACGCGCGCCACUGCUGCCAAGGACGCUCUCUUUGACAAGAAGGAUGAGAAGGUUCAUGAGACUCAGGCAGAUGUUUACAAGGAAGCCGCCAAGCACUAAAUAUACCCAACGAGUGAAGGAAAGAUAAACACAAGCAAGUCAAUCAGCUCUAGUCAGGGCUGGAUUGCUUAAUCGCCACCACGCUAUGUACUUUGAUGAAUAAUGACAUUCUCAUUUUAUCCUGUUCCACCAUUGUUA
This is a messenger RNA of Aspergillus nidulans FGSC A4, 424 nucleotides long. RefSeq lists its product as uncharacterized. The coding region runs from base 71 to 286 and encodes 71 amino acids. NCBI's taxonomy places the organism in Eukaryota, Fungi, Ascomycota, Eurotiomycetes, Eurotiales, Aspergillaceae. The transcript is spliced from 3 exons. The record is from RefSeq and is a predicted model, not a curated record.